CUUUUAUUUUCCUCCUCCCCCUCCCUUUCUCACUAGAUCGCCUCGCUGCACCACUCUCCUCCCUCCAUUGCAUCUUGUCUCUCGGGUAUUGCGCCCUCUCUCCUUCCCUUCUGUUCCUGCAGCGCCAUGUCUGCCUCUUGUUCAGCGCUGAGACGGCUGACCCACAGGUCUCCCCGCACUUGGUCCUCCCGCAUCGCUUCCGUCUCCAGGCCCUCCUCCUCGUCCCUCUCCUCCCUCCCCUCCGUUGCCCAUCACAGCCUCAGGGCCUCUACACUCCCCCGUGUAUCUCGAUUCUCAACCAUGGCCGCCCUUCAGCAUGCCGCCCCCGUCGUGCCCGGCGACAAGGCCUACGACCCCGAGAUCAAGGACAUGGCCGACUACAUCCACAACUACAAGGUCGACUCCGACUUGGCGUAUGACACCGCGCGUCUGGUGUUUCUUGACACCUUGGGAUGCGGGCUGGAGGCGCUGAAGUUCAAGGAAUGCGCCAAGCUGCUGGGCCCGGUGGUCGAUGGCACGGUGGUCCCCCACGGCACUCGUGUUCCCGGAACCCCCUACCAGCUGGACCCCGUCAACGGUGCCUUCAACAUUGGUGCCAUGAUCCGCUGGCUCGACUACAACGACUGCUGGCUGGCCGCGGAGUGGGGUCACCCCUCCGACAACCUGGGUGGUAUCCUGGCGGUCGCGGACUGGGUCUCCCGCACCAACCGGGCUGGAGGUAAUAUCGCCGGAGGCAAGAUCUUCAAGGUCAAGGAUGUGCUGGAGGCCAUGAUUAAGGCCCAUGAGAUCCAGGGUGUGUUGGCGCUCGAGAACUCCUACAACAAGGUCGGCCUGGACCACGUCGUUCUCGUCAAGGUUGCGACCACGGCUGUGGUCUCCAAGAUGCUCGGUCUGAGCGAGAAGCAGACUGCGGACGCGAUCACCCAGGCGUUCGUGGAUGGCCAGUCCCUCCGCACCUACAGACACUCCCCCAACACCAUGUCCCGGAAGUCGUGGGCGGCCGGUGACGCCUGUCAGCGGGCCGUCAACCUGGUCCUGAAGGUGCAGAAGGGAGAAGGUGGUCUGCACACCGUCCUCUCUGCCCCGGUCUGGGGCUUCUACGAUGUCCUAUUCAAGGGCAACAAGUUCCAGUUCCAGCGUCCGUACGGCAGCUACGUCAUGGAGAACGUCCUCUUCAAGGUUUCUUACCCAGCGGAGUUCCACUCCCAGACCGCGAUCGAGGCGGCUCAGAUCGUGAAUGCGAAGCUGAAGGCGCUGGGCAAGAGCGCUAAGGACAUCAAGGAGAUCAGCAACCGCACUCACGAGGCGUGCAUCCGGAUCAUCGACAAGCAGUUCAAGGCGAUGGACAACUUUGCGGACCGUGACCACUGUGUUCAGUACAUGGUUGCGACCAUGCUGGUCUUCAACCGGCUGACAGCCAGCGACUACGCCGACGGCUCGGAGGCCGCCACCUCUCCGCUCCUGGAGGACCUACGCAAGCGCAUCAGCUGUGUCGAGGACCCCCAGUUCACGACGGACUACCACGACCCCAGCAAGCGCACGAUCCCCAACGCGCUCACCGUCACCCUGAAGGACGGAACCGUGCUCGACGAGGUGGUCGUGGAGGCGCCUCUGGGCCACCGCCUGCGCCGCGAGGAGGCCAAGCCCGAGAUCCUGGCCAAGUACAAGCGUCACCUGGAGGCGCACUUCGAGCAGAGCCGCAUUGACGAGCUCAUCGAGCUGGGCUGGAACCGCUCUGCUCUGGAGAGCCAUGACGUGGACAGCUACGUUGAUCUGUACGUGAAGGACAAGAUGGUGGCCGCGCAGUAGAGAUAUAAAUAUGUGGGAUAGAGCUGCCGGUUUAAUUUUGGCGAUUGGAAAGCAACCAGAGCGUGUUUUGAGCUAGCCAGCAGGAUAUGAUGUAUGAGACAAGCAUGUUUGCAGAAUAAAGACAUUUUCAAAUUAC
This is a messenger RNA of Aspergillus heteromorphus CBS 117.55, 1945 nucleotides long. RefSeq names its product putative 2-methylcitrate dehydratase. Gene Ontology annotation, cellular component: mitochondrion. The record is from RefSeq and is a predicted model, not a curated record. NCBI's taxonomy places the organism in Eukaryota, Fungi, Ascomycota, Eurotiomycetes, Eurotiales, Aspergillaceae. The coding region runs from base 127 to 1809 and encodes 560 amino acids. Gene Ontology annotation, molecular function: 2 iron, 2 sulfur cluster binding; 2-methylcitrate dehydratase activity. The transcript has 4 exons.